Vigna umbellata (rice bean) is the source of this 1203-nucleotide messenger RNA. The record is from RefSeq and is a predicted model, not a curated record. Lineage: Eukaryota; Viridiplantae; Streptophyta; Magnoliopsida; Fabales; Fabaceae.
AUGGAGAUUCUUGCUGCCACCAGAGGUGCGUCUGGAGCAUCCUCUUCUAACGUUGCCCAACCAAAUGCUGAAUGGAGUUUGGAGAGUUUCCUUCAGCAUCACCCUGCCAAAUUUAGUGGAAAGUGUCUUCCGGACGAAGCUGACCAGUGGCUGAGGGAUAUGGAGAGAAUUUUCAACGCCAAGAGAUGUCCGGAUGAGAAUCGCUUGGCGUAUACAGAGUACUUGUUAACUGGAGAAGCAAGCCACUGGUGGGCGAGCGCCAGAGCCAUUCUAACGGACGCUCAACAGCAGAUUACUUGGGAAGUUUUCAGAAACAAAUUCUAUGAAGAGUACUUCCCUGACAGCGUCCGAUUUGCAAAGGAGGUUGAGUUCUUACAGCUGGUUCAAGGGGGUAUGUCGGUUUCAGAAUACACCAACAAAUUUAAGCACCUUGUCAGAUUCAAUACUAUGGCCACCAGUGAAGAGUGGCAAUGUCGGAAGUUUGAGAACGGCCUGAGGAGUGAUUUGAAAGUUAUGAUUUCAAGUUUAUGCAUACGAACGUUUCCUGCCAUGGUUGAGAGGGCCAAGGUGUUGGAGAAGAACAUGGCGGAAGCUGAACGCCACAAGAAACAACAAACGGUAAGGGGACCGAUUGUGUCAAGGAGUAAUGUCAAUCAGAGGGGAUCUCCUUACGUUCGUCCGUCAACCAACACAAGUGGAUCUCAAGCCUUGGUUCCUGCCGGACAGUCUGGGCAGCAAGGUAACGUUACAUGUUAUAAGUGUGGAGGGCCGCAUUAUCGUUCGUUCUGCCCUCAACUGGUGGGAGGAAAACACUGCAACAGAUGUGGGAGGAAUGGGCACUUGGAGAACGAGUGCAACAUGGGUGUGCGAGCAGUGAUGAGGCCACCAAAUACUGGAAGGAACCAACCAAGAGGUGGUCGAGCCCAAGCAGUGGGACGUGUAUAUGCUAUAACGAGCGCUGAGGCAGCAAGCUCAGGUACACUCAUCACCAGUACCUGCUUUGUUUAUGGAACGCCUUGCUGUGUGUUGUUUGAUUAUGGGGCGACGCACUCCUUCAUCUCGAAGGCGUGUGUUGAAAAACUGGGAAUAGUGGAGAGAGAAAUGCAGUUAGAAUUGGUGGUAUCAACACCAGCGGCUGGAGAGAUUAGGACAUCUACCGUAUGCAUUAGAUGUCCUAUUAUGGUUGAAGGGCAUAGUUAUAAG